This is a messenger RNA of Pisolithus orientalis, 960 nucleotides long. RefSeq lists its product as uncharacterized. The transcript has 3 exons. Lineage: Eukaryota; Fungi; Basidiomycota; Agaricomycetes; Boletales; Pisolithaceae. The annotation marks the transcript as partial. The record is from RefSeq and is a predicted model, not a curated record.
CUAGUCUUUUCUGCAGGGGAUAUUUCUCCUCCAAGGUCAUCAAUGGUGUAUCCCUGAUUCUCUGAGCUCCCCACAUCCUCCAACCCUUCUACAUCAUCACUGUCCCUGAGGUCGUCUCCAUAUCGCAAGUGCUACCAACAUUCAUUCAUCGCCCCAGGUCCCCUUUAUGAGGAGGGCUUUUUCAGCUGUCGUGCACUCCCCUCAAAGCGCAGACGGUGGAGCUGGAAAGGUCGAAGAGGCUAGGAGAAAGACAGCCAGAACAGAACUAGAACAGUUUCAAUUUCCAAGCGAUGUUCUGUGGGAGGCCGUAAUGGCUCAAUAUGCCGACUGCGAAGCAACCCGUUACCGUAUAAUCACUGCAACAUGGGAGAUCGAACGACUUGAGAGGUGGAAGUGCUUCUUCGACCGUUCUCUCAACUAUCUCCAAGAGAAGAAUACUACUUCAGUGUCUAGAUUUGAAUUUUUCAAGAAGUGCUGUCUAGAUCUUGGUGGGGUUGAGGGUCGCCCAGAGGAGAGGGACAUCUUGAUGGAAGCAUUGCAGAGAGACGCUGCAGCACUGGGCGCCAUGCAGAAGGAUUUCAAGGACACUGAGGAAGUUGCUAUUUCUCUGGGUGUCCUCGACGAGUCGGAGGAGUCUCAGAGCUUCUACUUUGGGGUUGCAGAUUCCGGUGAUACAGAGGAUUCUAACCCAAGUGACACUGAGAUUCCGUUAUAUCCAAGCGACCCUGCCACGAGUGACCCAGAGGCCCCCCCCACAAGCGAUCCACCAGCCCCGCCCACAAGUGACCCAGAGGUUCCGUACACGAGCGAUCCCGAGGGGAUUCUUUUUCCGACGGAAGUCUCUGAAUGAUAAGCCUUAUGACUCGUAAUGUGUAGUGACUGUAUCACCGCAUUGUACACCACAUCGAAGGCUAUGUAAUAUCUUUGCAUGCUGUCCAUGCGUCUUUAUCACUCUGGCGA